AUGCAGCCCUCGGACAAUGUUGUCUCUAAACCGCUGCAGCCUCCGGGCGCGGGGUGCAAAGUGCGGAGACGCGGUCCGAGGCUCCUCGGGCUGGACCGGCCGCCAGACAACAGCCGGGCAGAGCCGGGCGCUGGCAGGGACCAGGCUACGCGGGUCCUGCCUUCACCAAACCACACGCGCAGCGGGAUCGGGGAACCGCGGUCCCUGCAGAAAACUCCCGCGACGGUCACGGCGGAGUCGCGCUGCAAGUUGCUCAGCUGGUUGAUCCCCGUGCACCGCCGGUUCGGCCUCUCCUUCGAGUCGCUGUGCCUGGCGGUGAACACCCUGGACCGCUUCCUCGCCACCACGCCGGUGGCCGCCGACUGCUUCCAGCUGCUCGGGGUCACGGCGCUGCUCAUCGCCUGCAAACAGGUGGAGGUGCACCCGCCGCGCGUGGAGCAGCUCCUGUCGCUGUGCGGCGGCGCCUUCUCGCGGCAGCAGCUCUGCAACCUGGAGCGCAUCGUGCUGCACAAGCUGAGCUUCAGCCUGGGCGCGCCCACCCUCAGCUUCUUCCUGGAGCACUUCACGCACGCGCGCGUGGACGCCGGGCAGGCCCCCGUCUCCCACGCGCUGGAGGCGCAGGCGCUGGCGCGCGCCGUGGCCGAGCUGAGCCUGGCCGACUACGCCUUCAGCAGCUACGCCCCUUCCCUGCUCGCCAUCUGCUGCCUGGCGCUGGCCGACCGGCUGCUCGGGCUCCCGCGCCCCGUGGACCUGCGCCUGGGCGGGCACCCCGAGCCCGAGCUGCAGGACUGCCUGGCGCAGCUGCGGCUCCUGGUGGCCAUCAACGGCGCGCCCCUGGCCCACAUGCUGCGCCUCCAGGCCUGCGGCGAGAGCAGCCUGUCCCUGAGCCCCAGCUGA
Molecule: messenger RNA, 897 nt
Organism: Myotis lucifugus (little brown bat)
Lineage: Eukaryota; Metazoa; Chordata; Mammalia; Chiroptera; Vespertilionidae
Gene: CCNO
Product: cyclin O
Exons: 3
Coding region: 1-897 (298 amino acids)
Biological process (GO): mitotic cell cycle phase transition; regulation of cyclin-dependent protein serine/threonine kinase activity
Cellular component (GO): cytoplasm; centrosome; cyclin-dependent protein kinase holoenzyme complex
Molecular function (GO): cyclin-dependent protein serine/threonine kinase regulator activity
Source: RefSeq, a predicted model, not a curated record